Scomber scombrus (Atlantic mackerel) is the source of this 3641-nucleotide messenger RNA. It is a transcript of the gene kdm2ba, whose product is annotated as lysine (K)-specific demethylase 2Ba. Gene Ontology annotation, biological process: regulation of transcription by RNA polymerase II; protein demethylation. The record is from RefSeq and is a predicted model, not a curated record. Bases 58 to 2364 code for a protein of 768 amino acids. Gene Ontology annotation, molecular function: protein binding; histone demethylase activity; DNA binding. NCBI's taxonomy places the organism in Eukaryota, Metazoa, Chordata, Actinopteri, Scombriformes, Scombridae. The transcript has 10 exons.
GUUUAUUCAGCCAUGUUAGUUUUCUCUGCUGUUCACAAACGAUGAGAGAGAGGAGCCAUGGCCUUGUCAUUGAGCGGAGACGAUGAGGAAUAUGAUUCAGAGUCUGAGCAGCAGCGGGCAGCCAACCGGCCGAAGCCCAAGAUGGGGACAUCUUCGGCUGUUAAGCUGCCGUCCAACCGCAGCUCGUCCGGAGCCAGACGCAGGAGGACACGCUGCCGAAAGUGCGAGGCGUGCCUCCGGACCGAGUGUGGAGAGUGUCACUUCUGCAAGGACAUGAAGAAGUUCGGAGGGCCGGGGCGCAUGAAGCAGUCCUGCAUUAUGAGACAGUGCAUCGCGCCGGUUCUGCCCCACACGGCGGUGUGCGUGGUGUGUAAGGAGGCUGGGAAGGAGGACACACUGGAAGAAGAGGAGGACAAGUUUAAUUUCAUGCUCAUGGAGUGUUCCAUCUGCAAUGAGAUCGUCCAUCCCAACUGCCUCAAGGUCAGCGACGCAUCAGGAGUGGUGAAUGAUGAGCUUCCUAACUGCUGGGAGUGUCCCAAGUGCAACCAUGCUGGGAAAAGUGGAAAAGCAUUGAAGCAAAAAAGGGGUCCAGGGUUCAAGUAUGCCUCCAACCUCCCUGGCUCUCUGCUGAGGGAACAGAAGCCUGUGAAGGAGGAGGGGGACAUUUCUACUGCAGCCAAGAGGAGACCUGAAAGAGAGGAGACACCCCGGUACAGACCUGAGACAGAUCUCCAUCGACAGCCACCGCUACUCUCCCCCAGCAACCUGCCCCGGCCGAGGCCUGAGGACAAGCUGAGAAAAAAGAGGAAGCUUUUUGAUGAUGAUGAGGAAGAGGACCUCAGCGUGAGGAAGAAGGAAAAGUCAGACGAUCCUUAUUAUUCCAAACUUCUGCACCCAAUCAAGACAGAAGAGGAGGACGAAGAUGCAUAUGAGGAGGAUGAUGAAGAAGGAAAGGAGCCUCUCUUCCGGAGCAGUGCGGAGAGGAACAGGCGUUUGGGAGCCACUGAGGACGAAGUAGACGACAAAGACUCCAAGAACGAACUUUUGAUUCCGUCCCUCAAAACGCCCAUUGCAGACAGCGACCAGUCUCUCUGCAGCUCUCCGCAGGCCGGCCCCAGCAGCGAGGGCGGAAGCGAGACCCAGGAGAAAGGUCCGCGUCCGAAGGCUCGCCGUAAGCGCCGUUUACCGAACAGGGAACUGAGCAGGGAGCUGAGCAAAGCACUGAACCAGGAAAUCCAGAAGACGGAGGACUGCUUGGCCAACGAGAACCGGCAGCCCCUCAAGAUCGAGCCGGAGUUCGAAAACGAGGAACCCAAGAGGCUGUUCCGCAACGGCAGCGAGCUGGGGGAUCAGAGGCCCCACCUCAAGACCAAAGAGAUGAACGGGACCCCCUGGGAACUGCGCCACUUCUACCCCAGUCAGAUCACUCCCCUGGGCUUCAACAGGAGCACGCCGACCAACCGGCCAGUGCCUCCACGCUCUCCGCCCAAGUGUGUCCAAAUGGAGCGGCAUGUCAUCCGGCCUCCUCCGAUAAGCCCACCUCCCGACAGACUGCCACUGAAAGACGGGAAAACCCACGUCAUACAGCGCGAGGUCUGGAUGAAGAUCUUUGGCUAUCUCACACACCAGGAGCUGUGUGUCUGCAUGAGAGUUUGCAAGACAUGGAACAGAUGGUGCUGCGAUAAGAGACUGUGGAAAAAGAUCGAUCUGAACCGAUGCACCUCCAUCACUCCACUCAUGCUGAGCGGGAUUAUCCGCCGUCAGCCUGGGACCCUGGACCUCAGUUGGACCAACAUUUCCAAGAAACAAUUAAGCUGGCUUAUUAACAGAUUGCCAGGUCUGCGAGAGUUAAAGUUAUCAGGGUGUUCUUGGGCGGCCGUAUCUGCCCUGUGCACCUCCAGCUGCCCUCUCCUACGCACCCUGGAUGUGCAGUGGGUGGAGGGACUGAAAGAUGCCCAAAUGAGGGACCUCCUUUCACCUCCCACAGACAACAGACCAGGUCAGCUGGAUAACCGCUGCAAGUUGCGGAACGUGGAGGACCUGCUGCUGGCGGGGCUGGACAUCACCGACACGUCUCUGCGCCUCAUCAGUCGACAGAUGCCUUUGCUGUCCAGGCUGGACCUGAGCUACUGCAACCAUAUCAACGACCAGUCAGUCAACCUGCUGACGGCGGCAGGGACCACGACCAGAGACUCCCUCACAAAUAUCAACCUGUCAGGUGAGGACAGGGACCUGAGGAACGUCAGCGCAGGAAUAUACAAAUUCAGGAUUGUAUUUGCAACCGGGUCACAGACCAUUCCCUUAACUUCUUCAAGCGUUGUGGAAGCAUCUGUCAAAUUGACCUCCGCUUCUGCAAGCAGGUGACCAAGACGGCCUGCGAAAGGUUCAUAGCAGAGAUGUCUGUGAGCGUGCCAUUUAGACUGAAAGAGGACAAACUGCUGCAGAAGACGAGCUAGUUCCUAACGGGACAAAACAGACUGAAAGGUCUUUGCACUUAAUGGAACAAAUAUUUUUUUCUUUUCAAACUGGUCCUGUGAUAAGUCUCUCACUCAGUGUCAAAAUAAACUGAAAGGAGAGACAGAGAUUUCUGGAUAGAGAUCUCAAAUGGACUCUUCAAAUGUAAGAGGCUGAUAAACGAUCACUGGACAGAGAAAAGAGGAAAUAGCAUGCAUGUAUUUGUGUUGAGAUUUUACUUUUUAUAAGACGUGCUUGUAACUGACUGUUGGGUUGUUUAUUUUUAUUCUUUGAAUAUUUGAAAAGCACAGUAUUUUUAUACGAGCAACAUUUCAUGAGUUUACAGCAUCUUUCGCACCUGCUCAGGAGCUGAAUAUCACAGCGAGACUACACAAGAUGUGAACUCCAAUAUUGUGCCAUUCUUCACUUUUUCUUUCAUAUGACAGUGUCUCCUGUGAGCCAAAAUCAGUUUUUGACACAAAUAACUUCAGUAUCAGACAAAAACAAUGAUCAUGUACAGGAAUAAUAUCUGACUUAACUAUGAUAAACACUCUGAAAAUAUAUAUAGAAUGUAUUUGAACAGUUAUAAAUUUAAGUAAACAAAUUUCAUAUCAUGUUACACCUCAUUCGUCUUCAGUUAACACUUUUAUGAACAGUUGAGUGCUGUGUUUGAUGGGGGGUUUUCUCCAACAUUUCGACAUUAAUUUAUUAUUUUUUUAUUACAGUUUGUAUUUAUUCAUGUAUUUAGCAACUUGUACUUUGACAUAGGUGUCUCACAGAGCUGGGUCGAAUAAUUCUUGCCAAUAAUUUAUCGAGGUUGUUCGAGCUUAUUGCAGGACCCAGUUAGUGGGAUGUAACAUUCAGAGCCAGUACCAGGAUGUUGACUGUCACAGUAGGCAGGUGUGACCUACAGUUUAACCUGCACUGACUUAAUAUACUGCAGUCAGCCCCACACACCUGGUUCUCCGUACAGGUUUAAAUAAACAACCAACUAAAAGACCUUUGCAAAUAACUCAUUUGCAUAAUGUUGAAAUGAUAACUCCAUACAGUCGGUGUUGUGUGUACUUUGGGAUGUGUUGUGCUGUAAUUGAUCUGCUAUCGCCUCAGGUGAAUGUGAUAAUGUUUAUAUUUGUAAAUCCAAAAACUAAGUGCUAAUAUGCAUUAAAAGAAUUUCAUUUGUACCAUCA